Molecule: messenger RNA, 2575 nt
Organism: Microbotryum saponariae
Lineage: Eukaryota; Fungi; Basidiomycota; Microbotryomycetes; Microbotryales; Microbotryaceae
Source: the annotation of a GenBank genome assembly
AUGCAGCGUCGACAUCAUCGACCAGGCCUCUCAACGGACUGGGACCUCGAGGAUGACCUCGAGCUGUCUCUGACCGUGGGCGACCACCUCGCACCGGGGGAUCACCGCGGUACGACCCCGCAAGCGCUCGAUGACGAAGAAGCGGUCCGGACAGGAGACGUGUGGGUCGGCGACGAGGACGAUGAGGAGGUGCCGCGCGUGAGAGGCCUGCUCAUUGCACCAGCAGAUGGCAUGAGCUUGGCACAACAAGAGAGGAUACGACGGAUACUGCUUGCGCUGGCCUGCCUGCUUGCCAUUGGUUCGGUGAGUCGGUAGUAGGUUCCCCGUACGGGCUGGGGUACUAUGUGGUGCACCAUGCGAUGGCUAAGCUGGAAUAUCGCUCGUACUGCCAUAGCAUUAUGGUGCAUAUCUACUCGGUCCAUUGAAGCACUCGUUCAAAACGUCCGAAGGCAACUUUUCGUGUAAGUCGCGCCCCACGUUGCACCUCAGGCUGCAUGGUGUCAUGCACUCUGGGGCUGCUGCGAUGGGGGGGUGGGCCGUCGCGCAACAUUCCGUUACUGACUCCGCGGGCGCACUUGAUACCACGCUCAAAGCCCUCAUCUCGUCGUUUGAGCUGUCAAACACAAUAACGCCUCUCAUCUCAGGAUUGCUGGUCCCAAAGUAAGUCAAAUACAAACCGAUUUUUGCCCGCAAAGUGGACUGCUUCGGACUCUACGACUGUGCUGACUGGAAAAUCCCGAUUGGAUUGCCACGACAGAUUUGGAGCUGCCAGGGUAAGGCUUUCCUGAUGUGUUUCUCAUGACAGGCACCGAAGCCGAGCUUGAUAUAAAUUGAUCCGUAUACACCAGGUGGGGCUCUUUUCGACCGCCAUCGUACUGUGUGGCCUUCUGCUCGUUGUCUACGGUCAGCUCGAUGACAGGGAGGGCGGUGGGGUACGUUCCGUCGGCACCAUGGUCAGUCACAACACCAGAAGUGCUAUGAACAAUCAUUUUGGCGCACUAAUACGCUGGCCCGGAUGCGUUUGUAGAUUUCAGGCCUUUUCAUUUUCGGCCUCGGCCUUGCUCCUAUUGCCGUUGUUCAGGAGUCAAUCAUCCUGCGCCAUAACACCUCGAACUCAACCACUAUGGCGAGAACCGUCGCCAUCGGCCUCUUGUUGGGCAAAUUUGUACGCUGCAGUGUCUACAUAUCUAGUCAUAAGUCGAAGUACGUCAAUUAAUCUCGCGCGUGGUAUUCACAGUCGGCAUUUCUGGCUUCAAUCACGGCGCAGCCACUAUCAACAAUUUCACCUCGGCUUCCUUUCAUCAUCGCCACCUUCCUCGCCAUGUUCUCUUUCUUGUGCUGUCUGCUCUACAGCAUGGUGGAGCGAACGCUUCCCGCCGCCGAUCCGCGCGAACAGCUUAAAGACGAUCAUGGCCGAUGGGUACCCCUAUCCGAGUCAACCCUUUUUGGCGACUUGUUCUGGUUCUACAUCGCGGUCUGCUUCCUUGCUGGGGGAUGGUAUUCCACCAUUCAUCUCUCGACAUCGCUCUUGAUGUCCAUAUAUCAAAUCACGGAGUCCCAGGCCGCGUCCUCCGCCUCUCAAAUAUUGUUUGCGAGCACACUGGUGAGGCCCUCUGAUCUGGCCGAACAAAUUCAGGCAUCGUACUCACUGGAGAACCUUAUUUCUCAAAACUUAUAGCUGUACCCCGUCAUCGGGUGGGCCUUGGAUCGCCGUCCGAGCAUCCUCGCAAGACUGUACAUGGCUGUGCCCCUUUCCAUCUCCGCAACCUACAUCAUUCUGCUUAGCGUCAGUACUCGUCUCUCCGGUUUCUCCACCGGAAAAGCCCACGCAUGCUCAACAUAUUUCAAAUUCUCACACAUGUAGUUCACUUCCGUCGUACCCCACUACCUCGCGCUGACACCGUCGGCUAUCGGGAUAGGAGGUGGUCCCUUGCUGCUGGUUGUUGUUGUUCCCCGUAUCGUCGAGCGACAGUGCGUCAUCUUCUCCAUGCUUGUCCGGUCCCACUGAUCCUGAUUGAUUGCUCAUGUCCCGUUCCACAGCCAAACUUCGACAGCCUUAGGCCUACAUAAAUCGCUCGAAAUGGCCGGGGCCGUCAUUUCGCAGACCAUCACCGCCGCAAUCCUCUCAACCCCUCAUUCGGCAUUCGAAUCCCCCAAAGUGACGGGUGCGGAUAAGGAUCGAGCGAGUGCGCUCUUCGCCGUGAGCUUGCUUUUGCUGUUCUGCGAGCUCCAGCUCGGGGUAAUUAUUUGGUGGUGGACUUCGCUCGCUCGAUUCGAGCGCGAUCGAUCUGACGACGAUCAUCGGGGGAUGGAGUAUGGACUCGUACCGACCGUCGAGGAAAAUCUCCCUUCCGUGGACACAGAUCGCAUCAACUCCGAGAACGAGCUGCAUCCAGAGCUGGAAGAUCACGUAGCUCCGUCGUUAUUGCCGCCCAUCUCGUGUCACAGUGAGGGUGUAAGAAAGGGAAGUGCCAGCGCUGCGGAAACUCGGAGGGGGGUAUGGGCCUUGAGGAUCAGUCUACUGGUGGUCGCCAUCUCAUGGGUAGCUUUCGGUGGGAACCUCGUCUGGGGGUGA